CCGAUUUUGUCGAUGGAUUGUUGACAAUGUAUGGGGCUGGAAGCUCAUUACUUCGGCACGGAUUUGCUGUUCACAUGUACACUGCCAAUAAAUCGAUGGACAACUGUGCAUUCUGCAAUGCUGAUGGUGAUUUUCUAAUUGUUCCGCAGAAAGGAAGGUUGUGGAUCACCACAGAAUGUGGAAAAUUGUUGGUUUCCCCUGGUGAAGCUGCUGUUUUACCUCAAGGAUUUCGAUUUUCUGUGGACCUUCCAGAUGGCCCAUCUCGUGGCUAUGUUGCUGAGAUAUUCGGCACUCAUUUUCAACUUCCUGAUUUGGGACCGAUAGAUGCUGGUGGUAAGCUCUCGAACAAACUGUCCCACUUUGAAGGGAUGAAGAUUGAAGGUCACGAUACACAGAGCGGACGUGCAGAAUGCAGAUGUCUAGUUCAUGCUGUCGUGGCUUUGUAUGAGAAUGGUUGA
Syzygium oleosum is the source of this 458-nucleotide messenger RNA. RefSeq names its product homogentisate 1,2-dioxygenase-like. Gene Ontology annotation, molecular function: homogentisate 1,2-dioxygenase activity. Lineage: Eukaryota; Viridiplantae; Streptophyta; Magnoliopsida; Myrtales; Myrtaceae. The transcript is spliced from 5 exons. Gene Ontology annotation, cellular component: cytoplasm. Gene Ontology annotation, biological process: L-phenylalanine catabolic process. The record is from RefSeq and is a predicted model, not a curated record. The coding region runs from base 27 to 458 and encodes 143 amino acids.